Molecule: messenger RNA, 1779 nt
Organism: Doryrhamphus excisus (bluestripe pipefish)
Lineage: Eukaryota; Metazoa; Chordata; Actinopteri; Syngnathiformes; Syngnathidae
Product: COUP transcription factor 2-like
Biological process (GO): regulation of DNA-templated transcription
Molecular function (GO): sequence-specific DNA binding; zinc ion binding; DNA-binding transcription factor activity
Source: RefSeq, a predicted model, not a curated record
AUGGCUUCUGAUCUCAGAUCAGCAUCCUCUCCCAGGCCACGCCUCCUAAAUGACCGUCACCGGCGAUGACGUCACGACGCCACGCUCUACUCCUCUUUUUCAGUGGUGGAACCGAAGCAUCUUCACCAUCAUCAUCAUCAGCAGCAGCAGCAGCAGCAACCUCCAGCAGGGACGGCUCUUCUUCUUCUUCUUCUUUUUCUUCUUAUUCUUCUGCUGCUUUCCUCGGCUGCUACUUUGGGGCUGCAAGACCCGUCUGGGGGGUCCGGGGAAGACGUCUCAUCAGCCGCAGGCCACUUUGGGAAGCAUGUCUUUUUGUCUCUCAGAAUGACGCCGUGCAAGCUCUCCAUGCAUCCUCCUGCCUACCAGCGGACGUUCGGGCGCCUUACGAGCUGCUAUUUUGGAAUUUAAUAGAAUCUCCGAUUUGUUUGAUGACACGUCAGAGCGACCGUUGAGUGAAUUUUAGAAAAGACAAAAAAAAACACAAGCGAGAGGAAACUUUUGGCGGACAUGGCGAUGGUAGCGUGGAGGAACCCCGAGGAGGGGACGCUGUCCUCCCCGGUGUCGCAGGUCGCUCCUCUGGCUCUGCCGGCUCACAUCAACCCGCCGACCUCCCUGGAAGCGACGAACCCGCCCGGCGGCGCCGUGGCCACCUCCGGCACCUCCAACAUCUCCUCCAACACCACCAGCUCCUCGUCGUCGUCGUCCUCCUCGUCGGACAAGCAGUCCGCCCCGCAGGUGGAGUGCAUCGUGUGCGGGGACAAGUCCAGCGGGAAGCACUACGGCCAGUUCACCUGUGAAGGCUGCAAGAGCUUCUUCAAGCGCUCCGUGCGGAGGAACCUCAGCUACACCUGCCGCGCGAACCGCAGCUGCCCGGUGGACCAGCACCACCGCAACCAGUGCCAGUACUGCCGCCUCAAGAAAUGUCUCAAAGUCGGCAUGAGGAGGGAAGCCGUCCAGAGAGGCAGGAUCCCCGCCCAGUCGUACCACGGCCAGUUUGCGCUGACCAACGGGGACCCCCUGCAGUGCCACUCCUACCUGUCGGGCUACAUCUCCUUGUUGCUGCGGGCUGAGCCCUACCCGACCUCCCGCUUCGGCUCCCAGUGCCUCCAGGGCACCAACAUGGUGGGCAUCGAGAACAUCUGCGAGCUGGCGGCGCGCAUGCUCUUCAGCGCGGUGGAGUGGGCGCGCAACAUCCCCUUCUUCCCCGACCUGCAGGUGUCGGACCAGGUGGCCCUGCUGCGCCUCACCUGGAGCGAACUGUUCGUGCUCAACGCGGCGCAGUGCUCCAUGCCCGUGCACGUGGCGCCGCUGCUGGCCGCCGCCGGCCUGCACGCCUCUCCCAUGUCCGCCGACCGCGUGGUGGCCUUCAUGGACCACAUCCGCGUCUUUCAGGAGCAGGUGGAGAAGCUCAAGGUGCUGCACGUGGACUCGGCCGAGUACAGCUGCAUCAAGGCCAUCGUGCUCUUCACCACAGACGCAUGUGGGCUGUCAGACGCGUCCCACGUGGAGGGUCUCCAGGAGAAGUCUCAGUGCGCCCUGGAGGAGUACGUGAGGAGUCAGUACCCCAACCAGCCCACCCGCUUUGGAAAACUGCUGCUGCGUCUGCCGUCCCUGCGCUCCGUCUCAUCCUCCGUCAUCGAGCAGCUCUUCUUCGUCCGCCUGGUGGGCAAGACCCCCAUCGAGACCCUCAUCCGGGACAUGCUGCUGUCGGGGAGCAGCUUCAACUGGCCUUACAUGCCCAUGCAGUAGAGGGGGGGGGCACACCGAGCCCCCCCCCCC